AUGGUUACCUUUGUGGAUAUUAAUGGUUUUGAAGAAUUCACAAAAUACACGGAAACUAUAGAUUCCAAAGGGCCCCCUGUUUUAUUUUAUUUUAGUGGUUCAAAACUACCUGAUGGUAGAAGCUGGUGUCCCGACUGCGUGGAAGCUGAACCUAUUAUCAAGGCAUUUUUAAAUGAGUUGAAGAAAACUGUUAUCUUUGCUUAUGUUGAUGUUGGUGAUAGGGAAUACUGGAAAGACAAAGCAUGUCCUUUCAGAACGGAUAGUCGUACAAGACUUAUGGUCAUCCCCACCUUAAUAAAAUGGAAUGGAGUUCAAAGGCUUGAAGGCACCCAGUGCACUAAGAGAGAACUUUUACAGAUGUUGUUUGAAGAGGAUGAUUGA
Molecule: messenger RNA, 381 nt
Organism: Parnassius mnemosyne (clouded apollo)
Lineage: Eukaryota; Metazoa; Arthropoda; Insecta; Lepidoptera; Papilionidae
Source: the annotation of a GenBank genome assembly